Molecule: messenger RNA, 3867 nt
Organism: Castor canadensis (American beaver)
Lineage: Eukaryota; Metazoa; Chordata; Mammalia; Rodentia; Castoridae
Source: RefSeq, a predicted model, not a curated record
UGGAACUGAAUCAUCAAGAGGAAACACAGAGCAUCAGGAGGCUACCAGGAUGGAGAGCCUCCAGCCUGCUACAGAAAUGCCCUUUGCUGAGAUCAUCGUACCAGUGGGCAGAAUAACUUUUGGAGAAGAGAGCAGAAAGAAGAUGACCAAUAGCUAUUUGAAAAGAAAUGAGAAUCUGAACAUCAUCCGAGCCAUCUGUGCACUGCUAAAUUCUGGAGGGGGUGUGAUCAAAGCAGAGAUUGUUGAUAAAAGCUACAGUUACCAAUGCCAUGGGCUGGGACAGGAUUUGGAAACUUCCUUUCAAAAGCUCCUUCCUUCAGGUUCCCAGAAGUACCUUGACUACAUGCAGCAUGGUCACCAUCUCCUGAUUUUUGUGAAGUCAUGGAACCCUGAUGCUUUUAGCCUCCCACUUAGGAUUUGCAGCUUGCGCUCCAAUUUAUAUCUGAGAGAUGUGACCUCUGCUAUCAAUUUGAGUGCCAGAAGUGCCCUGGAGCUUCUCAGAGAGAAGGCAUCUGGAGCCCAAAGAGGUAGAUCAAGGUUGCAUCCUCAAAGAGUUCCCAACAGAUGCAUUCAGGAAGAGGAAGAUAUGAAGGUGGCUGCCUCAGAAUUUUUUGAAAAUGAUAAACUCGUGUAUAAGGAGAAGCUCAACUUUACAGAGUCAACACAUGUUGAGUUUAAAAGGUUCACCACUAAAAAGGUUGUCCCUCGGAUUAAAGAAAUGCUGCCUCAUUAUGUUUCUGCAUUUGCCAACACUCAAGGGGGAUACUUAAUUAUUGGGGUUGAUGAUAAGAGUAAAGAAGUGUUUGGAUGUAAGAGAGAAAAAGUGAACCCUGACUUACUACAAAAAGAAAUAGAAAACUGCAUAGAAAAGUUACCUAUAUUCCACUUCUGUUGUGAGAAGCCCAAGGUGAAUUUCACUACCAAAAUCUUGAAGGUGUACCACAAAGAUGCCCUGUAUGGUUAUGUCUGUGUGAUUCGAGUAGAACCCUUCUGUUGUGUAGUAUUUGCAGAGGCUCCGGAUUCCUGGAUCAUGAGGGACAAGUCUGUCACAAGGCUGAAAGCUGAGCAGUGGGUGGUCAUGAUGCUGGAUAUUCAGUCAGAGAUGCCCUGGAGUGAGAAUAUUAGAGUUGGAAGGAAACAGGGAUUGUCACCUCACUCUUGCACGAGACAGAGGUCUGUUAAGAGAACUACGCCACACUGGCUUAUAAUCAGGAGGAGCCUGGGGUCACCUGAAGUCCCGGUAAACGCAGCUUCUCAGCCUCAGGACUAUGACGUUUUGAGUCUUUGGGAUGACGUGAUAUUUUCUAGAAGCUGGGCUGGUGAUGUUGGUGUAAGGAAAGAGCAGAACGUCCUGUGUGGAUGCUCUCCUGGUAGCAGUCAACAGCCCCUGGUUCUCUAUACAGUCAUAGUAGACCUGUGUUGGACUGGAGGGCUUGAAUAUGCCAAGAUCACUGUCCAAUUAAAGCAGAAGCUGCAAAAUGUCGGUGGCUACACUGGGAAAAUGUGUGUCAUAAGGCUGAUCCACUUGACCAGCACACAGUGUAGACAUGGUGAACUCCCUGUCUACCCCCAAUCCUACAGGCUGGCCAGUGGAGAAGAAGUGGAGGACUUUUGGCAGGCCCUUGUGGUUCUCCUGUGCUCUAGGUCUCUUUCUGGGUGACAGCUGGGAUGUGAAUUUUUCGACUUGCUUGUAUCAGAGCAGUGCGAGUCACUUUCUGAAAGCCUUCAGGAAACCCGAGAAUUAUUCAUUCAUUGCUUUCCAGGAACCAGAAAGACAGCCCUCGUCAUAAAGACCAUGGAGAAAGUAAAGGACUUCUUCCACUGCAAACCAAAAGAGAUCCUCUAUGUUUGUGAAAGUGACUCCCUAAGGGAUUUUGUGAUGCAACAAACCACCUGCCAAGCUGUAACCCGGAAAACCUUCAUGCAAGGGGAGUUCCCAAAGAUUAAGCACAUAGUGAUGGAUGAAACUGAGAAUUUCUGCAGUCAAUACGGCGAUUGGUACAUGAAGGCCUGGAGCAUCACCCACCCAAAGGUGAAGGGGACUGGAAGUGAAGACCUUCGCCACAGAAUCCUCUGGCUUUUUCUGGAUCCUUUCCAAGUCCAUCAUGCAGAUGUCAAUGGCCUCCCCCCUCCUUCUGCUCAGUUUCCUCGGAAAACAAUCACUGAUGGGAUCCAUUGUGCUCUGGAGAUAGCCAAGAUCAUGAAAGAAGAAAUGAAAAGGAUCAAAGAAAACCCUCCUUCCCAUAUGUCUCCAGACACAUUGGCAUUGUUCCAGGAGGAUGCCUAUGAGGAAGCAAUGUGUGCUCAGGCUCUGCCUGGAACGUAUGAGACCAAGACCAACCUGACAGCAGAGCAAAUAGCAAAAUAUGUGGCAGAAAGAUGUCACAGCCUGUUCCAAUGUGGCUACCUGCCCAGAGAUGUAGCAAUUCUGUGCAGGAGAGGGGAGGACAGAGGACGCUAUAAGCUUGAGCUGCUAAGAGCAAUGGAAUUAAUGAAGACUCAUGGAGAGGUUGUGUUCAGCCAGGCUGCUGGUGUUCAGAACACUCACAUCAUUUUAGACAGUGUUCAGCAGUUUUCAGGCCUGCAGAGGAAUAUUGUGUUUGGGCUUAAUCCAGAAUGUACCCAAGCUGAGGAAUUUCACAAGCUCUGCUUUGCCUCAAAAGCCAUUAAACACCUCUACCUGCUUUAUGAAAAGAGGAUAGCCUUCUGAACAUUGUUAUACACAACACAGGAAGCCAGAAGGAGCAGAGUCUCUUUUCCCAGACAAGUGGCAGCUACUCCUUUUUAAUAUUACAAGUAAGGAAAUCAAGGCACAUCUUAUGGCCUUGGCACAUCUCUUGGGACUGAUCCUUCACUCUGUUUGCAAUGGCAGAUGUAUAAUUGGUCCCCUGUCUCUAGCUUCCCUAGCUCAAUGGGGCUUUUAUUUUGUCACCCAACGAGGUUAUCCUCACAUAGAGCUGUGUUUAUGAAAUCUUCUACUUGCAUACCUCCAGUGAGUAUCCAUAGCCUUCAAACCAAACCAAUUUCCAAGUGUUUCUAGGAUGUACCCUGACUAACUCUCCUAAACACAUCUUUGAUUAUCUGUCCAUAUAAUCCACCCUAGCCUUACUGGUCCAUUUUGUGCAUGGUAGAAGGUGCCCUUCAGGCCAAUUAUCCUGAGUGGGUGUCUAAGAGCAGCACCUUGGUUAGCAUCUCAUACUAGCUGUGGGUCUUAGGUUUUACAGGUUCAGAAUUUGAUUUCCUCUUUCCACCAAGUCUACAUCAAUCUCUUGGGGACAACUUCAGGCCAACUAAACUCACAAAAGGCCAAUGCAUGAGUGAAAGUGCCACUCUGCUCACUUACAAUGAGGAUUGUAGGAACAAGGGGGCUAGGGGCUUUUGCUAAUCUGUUUAUUUGGCAAGAGCAUAAGAAGCCAGAUGAUAUGAGCAGAGCCUUGCCAUAAAAGGGGGCUAAGGGCCAGUGUGAGCUUAGUGGUCAGCUGUCCUGGGCAUGGAUUGAACAGAAAACCCUCUGCCUGCCUCCUGCCGCACCAAGUACUUAAUGUUUUCUUUCUUUUUUCCCCCUGUAUGGCCUUAAUCUGAUGGAUAAAACAAUUACCUUAAUAAAAUAAUUAAGAUUAAAAAGUGUUGCCUAUGUUGAGAUGCUUCUAAAACGUUUUAUUUUUUACACCCUAAAACUUUUUAAAAGAGGGUAAUGUAAUAUUAUCACCUAAGCUUGAGAAAUGAAGAAAGGAAAAAAUAAAAAAUUUUGAAUCAUCUCAUUAUCCAGGCAUAACAUUUUGCUUAUUAUUGCCUUUUUUUUUCUUUUUUGGCAGAACUGGGAUUUGAACUCAGGGCUUCAUGCUUGCUAGGCAGGUGAUCUACUGC